Molecule: messenger RNA, 11487 nt
Organism: Portunus trituberculatus (swimming crab)
Lineage: Eukaryota; Metazoa; Arthropoda; Malacostraca; Decapoda; Portunidae
Product: titin-like
Exons: 1
Coding region: 42-10748 (3568 amino acids)
Source: RefSeq, a predicted model, not a curated record
AGAGAGUGGUUAGAGAGGCAGCAGAGGAGGUGGCGUCAGAGAUGCCCACGCUUGAGGCCACGCCACAGAGUUCUAAUGGUCCUGAAAUAUUGAUAGCCACAAACAAGGCAGAACUUACACCAGUAGAUAUAUUAAUGGAUCCUGAAUGCUACGAGCACCACAGGGAGACAAGCGACUUCCCGAUUUCUUCCACGGAAAACUGCGAGCCUCAAGCAGAGUCACCACAAGCCACAGGCAGCCUUACACAAGAACCACUUGAGGUAGCGACCACCACACACGCAGCAGCACCAGUGAUUGAAGCGGCUUUCUCGGCAGUAGAAGAAGCAGCGUCUAUAACAGUAACAACAGCAGCGGAAGAGGCAGCACAUAUGAUAACAGAAGUAACUUCCACGCCAGCGACGGAAGUAAACAAUAGUCAUCCUGCUGUUUUACGUCAAUUAUCUAAGUCCAAGAGAAAUGUAGACCGUAAAUCUCGCAGGAGGCGGCGUAAGAGGCUAAAAGGAGCAUUCAGAUUAGUAGCAAAGGACUAUGACCACAUCUGUACCAUAAUCAUGAACAUGUGUGACUUCAUCAUCGAGCACAGCCCCAGGAAGGAGGCACUCAAUGCGGUGCGGGUCGCCUCGCGAAUCCUUGGUUACAGUGUAAGUGACACCUCCGAGUCCUCUCACUCUCACGACUUGUCGUCAGAUGAGGAGGAAGAGCGAAAUAGUAUUGGAAACGAUGAAGUUCUAGAACCUCUGGUAGACGAAUGGGGGGCAGUGCUCAUGAGAGAAGGGAGCGGUGACCAUGUGGUUGGCAUAGAACAUGACGGAGAAGAGGUGAAGCUUACAGAUGUCUCAGAAUUUGAAACAAAUACUUUUGAAGAUUCCCUCUCUCCUGUGACUCUGAUCAUCCCUGAAGUGGUGGUGGUGCCGCAGGAGGACGAGCUGGCAGAGAGAGUCUCUGAUGACAACGGCAGCCAGCUACUACCCGAGUUAGACCAAGAUUCCUGUAUCAUGAACUACUUGCAUACCAUCGACGAAGUGACGGAGCCCAACUCAAUGGUUGAAGACAUCACCGAAGAACUACAGAAGAGAUACGAGGAUUAUUUUGAUACAGAAGACAAAACUUCAUGUCAAGGUGACGUCUCUGAUGGUGAUGAUGGCGAGGAAUGGGAGGCAGCGGCGAGCACGGCGGAAGGUCUGGUCUCAAGGUGGCCGGGAGAUUUGGAUAUUACGGAUGAAUCAAAUAAAGGACUCCAGCCACUGCAAGACGUCUUCAUGCUGCUUCAGCCUCUGGAGGGUAACAAUGACCUUGAAGCUGCAGAAGACGAAAAUAAAUAUGACAAUCCGCAGAUCAUAGACAGCUCACAAUUUAGCACUGAAGUCCCCACGCGCAAAAAUCAGUUAUGGUCACUGCAAGAUUCACAAGAAAAAAUGGAGGAAGCCUCACCUGCAGGUCUUCUUGCACAGAUCACUGAGCCGCAGCAGGUAACCAAUAGCACUCUGAAGACUGAAGGCGAACCUACAUAUUUAUCACAAGAAUCUGUACAAUUAACAGGAGAGUAUGAAGAGCUGAUAGAAGAACAUACACAGACAACAGACGAACCCGAACAGAUAACAGGACAAGAAACCGAACAGAUAACAGAAAAAGAAUCUGAGGAGGUGAUAAAGCAACAUGAACAGAUGAUAGAACCUGAACAUGUAACAGAGGAAUCUGAACAUGUUAUACAAAAACUUGAAGAAUUAACCGAGGAGCCUGAUCAAAUAACAGAUGAACCAGAACAGAUAAGAAAAGAACCUGUACAGGUAACAGAAGAACCUGUACAAGUAACAGAAGAACCUGUACAGGUAAUAGAAGAACCUGUACAAGUAACAGGAGAACCUGUACAAGUAACAGAAAAACCUGUACAGGUAACAGAAGAACCUGUACAAGUAACAGAAAAACCUGUACAGGUAACAGAAGAACCUGUACAAGUAACAGAAGAACCUGUACAGGUAACAGAAGAACCUGUACAGGUAACAGAAGAACCUGUACAAGUAACAGAAGAACCUGUACAGGUAACAGAAGAACCUGUACAGGUAACAGAAGAACCUGUACAGGUAACAGAAGAACCUGUACAGGUAACAGAAGAACCUGUACAGGUAACAGAAGAACCUGUACAGGUAACAGAAGAACCUGUACAAGUAACAGAAGAACCUGUACAGGUAACAGAAGAACCUGUACAUGUAACAGAAGAACCUGUACAAGUAACAGAAGAACCUGUACAGGUAACAGAAGAACCUGUACAGGUAACAGAAGAACCUGUACAGGUAACAGAAGAACCUGUACAGGUAACAGAAGAACCUGUACAAGUAACAGAAGAACCUGUACAGGUAACAGAAGAACCUGUACAGGUAACAGAAGAACCUGUACAGGUAACAGAAGAACCUGUACAGGUAACAGAAGAACCUGUACAAGUAACAGAAGAACCUGUACAAGUAACAGAAGAACCUGUACAAGUAACAGAAGAACCUGUACAAGUAACAGAAGAACCUGUACAAAUAACAGAAGAACCUGUACAGGUAACAGAAGAACCUGUACAAGUAACAGAAGAACCUGUACAGGUAACAGAAGAACCUGUACAGGUAACAGAAGAACCUGUACAAGUAACAGAAGAACCUGUACAGGUAACAGAAGAACUUGAACAGUCAUUAGAAGAACCGGCACAGGUAACAGAUGUUGAACAGGUGGCAGAAGAGCCUCAACAGGUAAAAGAUGAACAUGGACUGUUAACAGAACUUGAACUGGUUAUAGAGGAAACUGAACACCGAAUAGAUAAACCUGAACACUUAACGGAAGCAGAAGAAGUAGCAGAAGAAUGUGAACAUAUAACAGACAAGGAAUCCCAACAAAUAACAGAACCAGGGGAUAUAAUAGAAGAACUGUUUGAACAAAUAACGGAAUCAGAACAUGAACAAAUGAUUGAAGAACAGUUUAGGCAGAUCGUAGAACAAACGACGGAACACAUAACGCAAGAAUUCACAGGAAUAACGAAUGAGUCACAUGCAACACAACGACUACAAAACAUUACUGUAGAAUUACCCAAUUCAAUAACUUCACUACAAAAGACAAAUUUACCACAAACAAUGGAACUUCAGCAAGCCCCAGACACUGUGGAUAGUGUGCCUCAGCGUGAAGCAUUGGCACAGACAAAAGAACUGCCGGAUGCCAUUGCUGAGCUGCAGCAACUGGUCUUGCAUUCUUCACAUCUAGAGCAUAGUGGAGUCCUUAAGAGUUCUUUUGAAUCUCCAUCUGAGAAGAACGUUGCCAUCUUCGCAGCAGGGUUCUCGAGUAACAAUAGUGCACAGGACGCAGGGAUGGAUAAGAUUAGGCCUCAAAGAAGUCUCGCUAUACAAGAGAAAUGCCUCAUACUUAAAGAUCUCCUCAAAUUUUCCGAAGAGCAGACCUCACUAACGUCUCUCGAUUCACCCAAGGAGGAGAUAUCAGGGAAUGGCGCUUCUUUACCUGCCACCAGAAGUCAUAUCACUACAGAAGAGAUGCCAUUCUCGUCUUUGGAGGAGAAACUUCCACCAGAGAUCUCGACUCUUGCUUCACCUGAACCACAGCGCAUCGUCAAGGGUUCGGUCUCAAAGUUUAGGACGUUAUUUGAAUCGAAGUCUAUAAAUGAAAUAUCAUUCCUGCAGAGAGAAGAGACGCCUGCUCGCAGUAAAGGUGGCUCCUGCAGGGAAGUGUCUCAGAGGGAAAAUACUGAACAACCUGUAGCUUUGAAUGACAACCAGAAAGCUCAUGUUACUGAAGAUUCUACCAAUGAAACAGAGGAAGAAGGGGAGAGUCGCAGUGGGAGAGAGAAACCUAAGGCUGUCAUUGGAGAUUUGCCCAGGAUAUCCCCUGACAUGGAUGUUCUAAAUCAGUUUCGAGUUGACGCAAAGUCUGGCAGCUCAGGCGAAAACGUACCUUGUGACACGGUGACGCAAGAAGUCAAAGAAGAUGAAGACAAAGGCAAAAUACGUCCCGCCAUUUCCAAAGGAAAGAAUAUGUAUAUCUCGAUGCAGAAGUCCUUGCAAGAUAAAAUAAAAAUGACUACCAGAAGUGACCGUAUUCCCUACAGCACCUACGUGCGGCCUGCCAUGAUUGUGCUAGAAACUGAGCGGCGGGUGUCGCGGCUUAGGUCAGUCUUUGAACAACCUUGCACCACCUCCACCAAGAGAUUCCUUCCUCACAAAACAACACGGUACAUUGUCAGCGGUAGUCCGAUAUCCUCACCACCUCUUGAUAGGAAGAAUGAUUUUCCCCAGGCACAUUGUGAAGAGAAAGAAGAAAUGUUUAAUAAGUUAAGGGAUACACACCCUUCAAUGUCUGAAGAUGACAUCAAGCAGCAAAAAGACACCGCAGAGACCCUCAAAUAUUUUGUAUCACAUGAGGAACAUGAUAAUGUGAAACAGCUCCAAGCUGAAACAAGUGAUGGAGCUCAGUUUAAAUCAGAGGUGGAUCAGGGAAGUGAGAUUUCUAUUUCACUUGAAUUUGUCUUAGAAACACAAAAAGAAGAUAAUGGAGUCUCAACAUCUUAUCGACAAGAUCAAACUGUGCAGAAUCUGCAGCCCGUGGAAGGAGAGCUUCAGAAGAAAUCCUACAAGCUUGUGGCUGCUCUGGAGACCAUGGAGAAAGAUAUCAAAGAGAUGCAAGAGUCGGUGGAACGUCUCAAUCGACACUAUCCGAUUAUCCCCCCUGACGACGUGGACCUCCCCCACAACCUUCAAAAGCCACCUCGCCAUGGCAAGAUUGUUGCUUCAUCACUUGAAGAAGAGAAACUAACAGGAAUAGAAUCUCUUAUCUGUCUGUCUGAAUCAAAAGAAUACCGGCAAGAAGCAGAAGCUUAUAAAAAAAUCCAAGAACAGAAAGAAUAUGUUGAAUAUGUAGCAGAACCUGUUAUACAGAAGAAUGAACCUGUGGAGCAGCUACAGAAAUAUGGGGAACAUUUACAACAAGCUUGUGAACGUCAGCAAAAACCACAAGCGCUGAUGAGAGAAUUGCAGGAACCAGAAAACAAUGAACUACUGCAAGAAUCACAAAUAAGUAUCGAAGAGCUUCAAAAAUACGAUGGGCCAUUGCAUGAAUCAGAAGUCAAUAAGCAGUUGAAAGUACCAGAAGAAAAGCUGCACGAAUCAGCAGAUGUUAUAGAAAAACUACAGAAAAAGAAAGAAUCUGUUGAACAGCUGCAAGAACAGGAAGAACCUGUUGAACAGCUGCAUGAACAGCAAGAACCUUUAAAACCACUGCAGGAACAGGAAGAACCUGUUGAACACCUUCAAGAACAAAGAGAACCUUUAAAACAGCACCAGGAACAGAAAGAACUUGUUGAACAGCUUCAAGAACAAAGAGAGCCUGUUGAACAGCUGCAGAAACAGGAAGAACUUGCUUAUCAGCUGCAGGAACAGGAAGAACCUGUUGAACAGCUGCAGGAACAGGAAGAACAUGAUGGAGAGCUGCAGCGACAAGAAGAACCCCUAGAACCUGAAAAAUCUUUAGAACAGUUGCAGAAACAGGAAGAACCUGUUGAACAACUGCAGGAACUAGAAGAACGUGUUGAUAAGCUGCAGAAACAGGACGAACUUGUUAAACAGCUGCAGGAACAUGAGGGAUCUGUUGAACAGCUGCAGGAACUAGAAGAACUUGUUGACAAGCUGCAGGAACAGGAAGACCUUGUUGAACAGCUGCAGGAAGGGGAUGAACAUUUAGAGCAGCUGCAGGAAUCAAAAGAACCUGUUGAACACCUGCAGAAAUGGGAAGAAUCUGUUGAACAGCUGCAGGAACAGGAAGAACCCGUUGCACAGUUGCAGAAACAGGAAGAACAUGUUGAACAGCUGCAGGAACAGGAAGAACAUAUUGAACAGCUGCAGGAAGAGGAAAAACCUGUUGAACAGCUGCAAGAACAUGAAAAACCUGUUGAACAGCUGCAGAAACAGGAAGAACAUGUUGAACAGCUGCAGGAACAGGAAGAACAUGUUGAACAGCUGCAGGAAGAGAAAGAACCUGUUGAACAGCUGCAAGAACAUGAAAAACCUGUUGAACAGCUGCAAGAACAUGAAAAACCUGUUGAACAGCUGCAAGAACAUGAAAAACCUGUUGAACAGCUGCAGAAACAGGAAGAACCUGUUGAACAGCUGCAAGAACAUGAAAAACCUAUUGAACAGCUGCAGAAACAGGAAGAACAUGUUGAACAGCUGCAGGAAGAGGAAGAACCUGUUGAACAGCUGCAAAAACAUGAAAAACCUGUUGAACAGCUGCAGAAACAGGAAGAACAUGUUGAACAGCUGCAGGAACAGGAAGAACCUGUUGAACAGCUGCAAGAACAUGAAAAACCUGUUGAACAGCUGCAGGAACAGGAAAAACUAGUUGAACAGCUGCAGGAACAGGAAGAACUUGUUGAACAGCUGCAGGAAAAGAAAGAACCUGUUGAACAGCUGCAAGAACAUGAAAAACCUAUUGAACAGCUGCAGAAACAGGAAGAACAUGUUGAACAGCUGCAGGAAGAGGAAGAACCUGUUGAACAGCUGCAAGAACAUGAAAAACCUGUUGAACAGCUGCAGGAACAGGAAAAACUAGUUGAACAGCUGCAGGAACAGGAAGAACAUGUUGAACAGCUGCAGGAAGAGGAAGAACCUGUUGAACAGCUGCAAGAACAUGAAAAACCUGUUGAACAGCUGCAGAAACAGGAAGAACAUGUUGAACAGCUGCAGGAACAGGAAGAACCUGUUGAACAACUGCAAGAACAUGAAAAACCUGUCGAACAGCUGCAGGAACAGGAAAAACUAGUUGAACAGCUGCAGGAACAGGAAGAACUUGUUGAACAGCUGCAGGAAAAGGAAGAACCUGUUGAACAGCUGUAUGAAUGGGAAGAAACUGUUGAACAGUUGGAGGAACAGAAAAAACCUGUUGAACAGCUGCAGGAACAGGAAGAACCUGUUGAACAGCUGCAAGAGCAUGAAAAACCUGUUGAACAGCUGCAGGAACAGGAAGAACUUGUUGAAAAGCUGCAAGAACAUGAAAAACCAGUCGAACAGCUGCAGGAACAGGAAGAACCUGUUGAACAGCUGCAAGAGCAUGAAAAACCUGUUGAACAGCUGCAGGAACAGGAAGAACCUGUUGAACAGUUGCAGAAGCAGGAAGAACCUGUUGAACAGCUGCAGGAACAGGAAGAACCUGUUGAACAGCUGCAGAAGCAGGAAGAACCUGUUGAACAGCUGCAGGAACAGGAAGAACCUGUUGAACAGCUGCAGAAGCAGGAAGAACCUGUUGAACAGCUGCAGGAACAGGAAGAACCUGUUGAACAGCUGCAGAAGCAGGAAGAACCUGUUGAACAGCUGCAGGAACAGGAAGAACCUGUUGAACAGCUGCAGAAGCAGGAAGAACCUGUUGAACAGCUGCAGAAGCAGGAAGAACCUGUUGAACAACUACAAGAACAGGAGGAACAUGUUGAAGAGCUGCAGGAACAGAAAGAACAGCUGCGGAAACAAAAAGAACCUGUUGAACAACGGCAAGAACCAGAGGAAUGUUUUGAACAGCCUCAAGAAUCAGAAGGAAUCAUGGAAUGUCCGAGAGAACAAGAUAUUACUGAACCCUCACUAGAAUUAAUGUUGAAAGUAACUCAAAACAUAGUUGAUAUAACAGCUUUGGAGUUGAGACAGCAUAGUGAAGAUUUAUCUGAGAAAGUUGCGGCCUCUAUAGAAUAUGAUUUACCCCAGCAAAGCUUGACAGAAGACUCAGACAAUGAUGAGGACUCCCGACCAGUUUUUGAGGACGCUCUAGAGGACCUGACGGAGAGCAAAGACACAAAUCAUAACAGCCGACCUAAAGGACAUCGCACAGCAUUAACGAAACUUGGAGCCUCUGUAUUCUACAGCAUGGACGAUGACUCCCUUUCUUGGUCAGAGAAUCUUAGGAAAGAGGGAACGUCAGAAAUCGUUACUGAAAUGUACGAAUGUCCGAAAUAUACAAAAGAACCAUGCAUAUUUUCUGAAGAAUCAAUUGAAGAUAUGAUGACAAUUGAGAAACUAACACAGCAAGAGACUAACUUUCAGACUUCAAGAACUCCGAAGAUGGGAAAACCAAUGCUUUCGUUACACUCUCCCACAGACCCACAAAUUUCUUCGGACAGUAUAACAGAAUCACAGAAUCUUGAAAGUUUAGUAAAUACAGAGAUACCAUUAAAUCCUAUACAAGUAUCAGAGACAUCAACAAACCUUCUUGGAGAACAAGAAACACCAAAAGACCUUCUUGGAGAACCACAGAUGUCAACAGACCUUAGAGAACCAGAGACAUCAACAGACCUCCUUGAAGAAAAACAGACACCAACAGACCUUAUUGGAAAACCAGAGACAAAAACAGACCUUCUUGGAGAACCAGAGACCAAAACAGACCUUCUGGGAGAACCAGAGACACCAACAGACCUUCUGGGAGAAUCAGAGACAAAAACAGACCUUCUGGGAGAACCAGAGACACCAACAGACCUUCUGGAACAACCAAAGACACCAACAGACCUUCUGGGAGAACCAGAGACAAAAACAGACCUUCUUGAAGAACCAGAGACACCAACAGACCUUCUUGAAGAACCAGAGACACCAACAGACCUUCUGGGAGAACCAGAGACACCAACAGACCUUCUUCUGGAACAACCAGAGACACCAACAGACCUUCUGGAAGAACCAGAGACAAAAACAGACCUUCUUGAAGAACCAGAGACACCAACAGACCUUCUGGGAGAACCAGAGACACCAACAGACCUUCUUCUGGAACAACCAGAGACACCAACAGACCUUCUGGGAGAACCAGAGACAAAAACAGACCUUCUGGGAGAACCAGAGACAUCAACAGACCUUCUGGAACAACCAAAGACACCAACAGACAUUCUGGAAGAACCAAAGACAUCAACAGACCUUCUGAGAGAACUAGAGACAAAAACAGACCUUUUGGGAGAACCAGAGACAUCAAAAGACCUCCUUGAAGAAAAUGAGACACCAACAUGUCUUUUGGGAGAACCUGUGGAGACAACAUACCUUCUUGGAGGAGCAGAGACACCAACAGACCUUCUGGGAGAACCAGAGACACCAACAGACCUUCUGGGAGAACCAGAGACACCAACAGACCUUCUGGGAGAACCAGAGACACCAACAGACCUUCUUGAAGAACCAGAGACACCAACAGACCUUCUUGAAGAACCAGAGACACCAACAGACCUUCUGGGAGAACCAGAGACACCAACAGACCUUCUGGGAGAACCAGUGACACCAACAGACCUUCUUGAAGAACCAGAGACACCAACAGACCUUCUUGAAGAACCAGAGACACCAACAGACCUUCUUGAAGAACCAGUGACACCAACAGACCUUCUUGAAGAACCAGAGACACCAACAGACCUUGAAGAACCAGAGACACCAACAGACCUUCUUGAAGAACCAGAGACACCAACAGACCUUCUUGAAGAACCAGUGACACCAACAGACCUUCUUGAAGAACCAGAGACACCAACAGACCUUCUGGGAGAACCAGAGGCACCAAGAGACCUUCUUGAAGAACCAGAGGCACCAACAGAUCUUCUUGAAGAACCAGAGACACCAACAGACCUUCUUGAAGAACCAGAGACACCAACAGACCUUCUGGAAGAACCAGAGGCACCAAGAGACCUUCUUGAAGAACCAGAGACACCAACAGACCUUCUUGAAGAACCAGAGGCACCAAGAGACCUUCUUGAAGAACCAGAGACACCAACAGACCUUCUUGAAGAACCAGAGACACCAACAGACCUUCUGGGAGAACCAGAGACACCAACAGACCUUCUUGAAGAACCAGAGACACCAACAGACCUUCUGGGAGAACCAGAGACACCAACAGACCUUCUUGAAGAACCAGAGACACCAACAGACCUUCUGGGAGAACCAGAGACACCAACAGACUUUCUUGAAGAACCAGAGACACCAACAGACCUUCUGGGAGAACCAGAGGCACCAACAGAUCUUCUUGAAGAACCAGAGACACCAACAGACCUUCUUGAAGAACCAGAGACACCAACAGACCUUCUGGGAGAACCAGAGGCACCAACAGACCUUCUGGGAGAACCAGAGGCACCAACAGACCUUCUUGAAGAACCAGAGACACCAACAGACCUUCUGGGAGAACCAGAGGCACCAACAGAUCUUCUGGGAGAACCAGAGACUACAAUAGAUCUUCUGGGAGAACCAGAGACACCAACAGACUUUCAGGGAGAACCAGAGACACCAACAGACCUUCUGGGAGAACCAGAGAUACUAACAGACCUUGUGGGAGAACCAGAGACACCAACAGGCCUUCUGGGAGAACCAGAGACACCAACAGACCUUGUGGGAGAACCAGAGACACCAACAGACCUUGUGGGAGAACCAGAGACACCAACAGACCUUCUGGGAGAACCAGAGACACCAACAGACCUUGUGGGAGAACCAGAGACACCAACAGACCUUGUGGGAGAACCAGAGACACCAACAGGCCUUCUGGGAGAACCAGAGACUACAACAGAUCUUCUGGGGGAACCAGAGAUGCCAAUAGACUUUCUUGGAGAACCAGAGACGCCAACAGACCUUCUUGGAGAACCAGAGACACCAACAGAUCAUCUUGGAAAACUAGAGACGCCAACAAAUCUUUUUGGAGGACCAGAAAUACCAAUAGACCUUCUUGGAGAAAAGAAAUAUCGGCAGAACUUUCCAAAGAAUCAGGGAUACCAUCAAAUCUUCUGAAGGAACCAGACAUAUCAACAGAAUCAGAGACAUCAAAGGAUCCUCUGAGAGAAGAACGAAAGGUUAAUCCAGUACUAGAGGCAUUAAUAGAUCCCGUAGGAGGCCCAGAGACAACUAACGCCCUAGGAGAACCCAAAACGCUUUUAAGUGUUCUGGAAGAACCAGAGACAUCCGCAAAUGUUUUGGAAGAUAUCGAGGUGAAACAAGCAAAAACUAAUGGAGUUACAGUUUCGACAAGUCUCUUCUCACCAGUCGUGUCUCUCAAUCCAGCGGGAAGUACGACAUCCUGCUUUGCCAUUCCCGGACUUGUAAUUCGUCCUCCCACCUCAGAGAGCGAACAGCAGGAUUCUGACGAAAUAGCUACCGCCACCACCACCUCAGAGAGCGAUGAAGUGGCCCUUUAUGACACAAAUGUAGACGCCAAUACGUACGUAUCUCUUCAGGAUGACGUAGCGUUAGAGUUUCUUUCUAAUCAACGUGUUACUGUGGGAGAUACCAAAGAGGAAGCAUCCGAGACUAAGGAACUAGAGCUCAAUAUCCCAACACUUAAACCGCCUUUCUUCCUGGAGGACGAUUCUCAAGACGAACCUGAACUCAUGGCUCUAGAUUACAGCAGCAAUCCAAGUUCAGAGCCUGAGUUAGUCGCACCUUUACCACUCGAUGCCGAGUCUCCCCUCAGUCCCUUUGAUCACUGCGUCGAGAACCUGGAGGAGCAUCGAGGCUCACCCUGGCUCAUGUU